ACCGACAUCGGUCUCCGCAGGCGACAGCUCAGAGACACCGCCAGAGUGUAUCUGUGUCUGUGUCUGUGUCUGUCUGCAGUGUGCAGUGUGCAGUGUGCAGUGCAGACGGAUGUGGGAUCCGACAAGGGAAGGCAGGCAGCCAACGCGGUCACACAGCCGGGCAGUUGAGUUAACGCGACUGAGUGGUUACGAUUCGAUUACCGACGAUGGACGGCCUCCACAGCACGAAGGAUGGAAGGAUGGAGGAAAGCGGGUCUUGUCCGUCCCGUCACGGCGUCCACCCGGAGUCAUCCGUCCUCCGUCUUCUCUUUUAGCUGCUGCCCUCUCUGCCCUGCCCAGGGUCAUUUUCGUUUCUUUCAUCCGGUGCCCAGACCCGUCGGCUCGUUGCGCCGGAUGGGUGCUGCCUGGAUGGCACAACGUGGAGGGAGCGCAGGCAAAUCUCCGCGCCUGGAUGCGACGCAACACGCAAGUCCGCCUCAGGGUUGCAGCCAGUAACAAGCUCCCAGCCAGACCAGCUUCCAGCUCCCAGCUCCCAACAACCAGUGGCCAGAUGCGCUGGGAGCGAUUCCCGAUUCCCGAUUCCCUCCCCCUCGCCAUUGGGGCCAAAAAUGAGGAUGGCUCCCGGGUCCAUUGCAGCGGGUCCUCCGACUCGAUCGGUUCCCCUGCGCCACAGUCGCGGUGGUCUAUCUAUCUAUCUAUCAUCUAUUUAUCUAUCAAUCAGGUCGGGAUAGUUUACUAUCUACUACUAGACUAGAUGGAUAGAUAGUUCGAUGGCGAUCCGAAAUCCCGACGGCCGGUCCAAUGGCAGCGAGGGCCUAAGAAAUUAAACUGUUUCCUC
This is a messenger RNA of Aspergillus heteromorphus CBS 117.55, 838 nucleotides long. RefSeq lists its product as uncharacterized. The coding region runs from base 110 to 754 and encodes 214 amino acids. The record is from RefSeq and is a predicted model, not a curated record. Lineage: Eukaryota; Fungi; Ascomycota; Eurotiomycetes; Eurotiales; Aspergillaceae. The transcript has a single exon.